UGAGACGCUCAGAAGAGGGUGUACGUUGAGUCAAGUAAGAUUCAGACUUCAUUUCAGAAUAAGAAACCACAAGCCACUCACAGCGUCAAUCAAGAAUCACAUACCUGGCCAAUCAAGAGUUUCUUACGAGUUUUCACGAUAUGUUGGUCUUCCAGGGGUCAGCGGUGGGCAGGGCAUGCGUGUGGCUCCUCCUCCUGGCUGGACUGGUCUGUCCUAAUCAUCAGGUGGCAGGGUAUUUCUACAAGAUUCGCUCAGGAACUCAGAAGGAGUUUGAGCUUAUCAAUUGUAAACAGUUUAACAAGACAUACUACACUGAGCUCUCCCGCGUUUGUGACGACUGCCAAAACAUAUACCGCAAGUACUAUAAUGUCGGGGUUGACUGCAAAAAAGACUGCUUCGACAACGAAUGGUUCCCAAAAUGUGUGACAUAUAUUGAACAUGAUCAUCUUUUGGAGGAGUACAAGAAAAUGAAAGAGUAUCUCAAUCUCAGAGACCUAUAAACUUUUAACAAAAGGAAGGAAGCUGUUUUGGUAACCAAGCUGUUCAAUUUCUUCAAAUGCUAGUGAAUACAAUACUCAUUUUCAGUGCUUGAGGGAUGAGGUCUUAUGGGAUCUUUUAUUCAUUACAUCUGUUUUGUGAGCAUAUUUUAAAAUAAACUGCAGUUGUACUGUAUUUUUAUGGGUAGUCUUCAGACCAAGUCAACUUACAUUAUUGAAUUGUAAAGUUAAGUAAAAACCAAUGAGACAGUUGUAUUAUUUAUGUUUUUCAUGAUGAAACAGAAUUACAUAACAAAUUCAAAAGAUUAACUUGAAUAAGUUCAUUGACUAGAUAUGACUUAUUGUUGCUAAAAUCUGAAUUACACAAGUGUGUUCAGAGGAGAACCAUCUCAUAUUCGUGUUGGACUAAACCCACAGUAUCAUACAAUAACAAAGCCUAUUUCUUAAAUUAUCUAAAAACUUGGAGAUAAAAUGUGACAUCUUUUAAUUAUAGAAACUUUUAUGCAAGAAUACAAUGUAAUGAGAGUGAAAGACUGUACAGUACUGUAUUAUUAUACAGUACUGUACUGUAGUAAUAAAUGCUGUACCUGUAUUUUCUAACAUUAAUGUGAGUGACUAUACGGCUGAAGACUUUAUUCUAAAUACCGUAGUCUUACAAAAGGACGUUAUUCUACUGUGAAUCUUCAUAAAACUGAAUUUAUAUUAUUACGAACACCAAUUUCACUCAGCACAAUUGUUGACACAGGCUGUAGUCAUAACUCUUAUCCAAGAAAAUAUUUUAACCAGUGGUAUAUGAUGCUGCAUAUUUUAGGUUAAAGCUUAACUCACGAGGUGACAUUACAGGGAGUAACAUAAAUUUACCGUAGUUUCAAACUCACUUCUUUAACCAGGGUAUUAAUAUAAAUUUUGUUGAGAAUGGUUUUAAGAAUUAUGUAAAUUUUUUGUUUUUAUAUCUAACAUGUGAGAACUUCGUCCUCUAAUUAUUGUAUGCAAGUUUACCCUAGUCACAUCAGGUAUUUUUAUCAAAUAAACACUAUGAUGCAUAUACUGUAUUAAAAGUUCAUUCACAUCUCAAGAACAUGGCAUGGCAUAAUGUUCAGUGUAUAAAUACUGUAUCCACCUUCCCUUCAAAUGAAUUAUGUAAAACAUUUGCAACAGACUUGUGUUAUUAUAUACAUUAUUAAUGUAAUAAUGCACUGUAAGA
Homarus americanus (American lobster) is the source of this 1701-nucleotide messenger RNA. RefSeq names its product probable molt-inhibiting hormone. Lineage: Eukaryota; Metazoa; Arthropoda; Malacostraca; Decapoda; Nephropidae. The transcript is spliced from 4 exons. Gene Ontology annotation, cellular component: extracellular region. Gene Ontology annotation, molecular function: neuropeptide hormone activity. The record is from RefSeq and is a predicted model, not a curated record. The coding region runs from base 141 to 500 and encodes 119 amino acids. Gene Ontology annotation, biological process: circadian rhythm.